This is a messenger RNA of Carassius auratus (goldfish), 2128 nucleotides long. It is a transcript of the gene ehd2a, whose product is annotated as EH-domain containing 2a. The coding region runs from base 333 to 2033 and encodes 566 amino acids. Gene Ontology annotation, molecular function: GTP binding; calcium ion binding; protein binding. NCBI's taxonomy places the organism in Eukaryota, Metazoa, Chordata, Actinopteri, Cypriniformes, Cyprinidae. Gene Ontology annotation, biological process: endocytosis; endosomal transport. The transcript is spliced from 8 exons. Gene Ontology annotation, cellular component: plasma membrane; cytoplasm. The record is from RefSeq and is a predicted model, not a curated record.
AGGAGAUUUGUCUUUAUAUUACAUUGGAUCUCUCCACACAAUAGACCUCUACAAACCUCCACCAUCUAAAACCUACAAAUACAAUACUUAAAUUGAAUGCCUCAACUUUUAAUGAGUGCAAUUUUACUAAAAAAAGGAAGAAGAGAUGUGAAAAACUACAAUUGCCGUUGCAUCCAUGAAUAAAAUCCCAUCUGGCUGUAAACGGGCAAAUCUGAGAGAGUCCCGAGAAAGAGCAGGCAACACCCCUCUGUUGUACAGAUGUGCCUAGGGUAACCAUUAAGAGCACAUCUGUUCAGCUCUACAGCGCUGUCAAAAUACCAGCAACAAACUAAAUGUCAACAGCCACACGUACAAAGGCAAACUCUCUACCGAAGUGCAGCGGCUCAAUGGCUGGCAAAGAAAUGAAGAACAAAGGUGGUAAAUGUCUAAAGGAAGUUCAUACAGUUACUGAAUCUCUGAAGACCCUCUACCGGCAAAAACUGCUCCCGCUGGAGAAGUAUUACGACUUCUCAGAUUUCCACUCAUCAAGCCUUGAAGAUGCAGAUUUUGACAACAAGCCCAUGAUAUUAGUGGUGGGUCAGUGCUCUACAGGCAAGACCACAUUUAUCAGAUAUCUUCUUGAACAAGAGUAUCCAGGAAGCCGAAUAGGCCCAGAGCCCACAACUGACAGUUUCACUGCCAUAAUGCAUGGAGAGAUUGAGGGAAUUAUUCAUGGCAAUGCUUUAACUGUUGAUCCCGACAAACCUUUCCGCAAACUCAGCUCGUUUGGAACAACCUUCCUCAAUCGGUUUCAGUGUGUGCAUCUGCCUAACCGAGUCUUGGAGAGUAUCAGCAUCAUUGACACACCAGGGAUUCUGUCUGUGGCCAAACGCAAAAUGAGCAGAGGGUAUGACUUUCCAGCGAUCAUCCGUUGGUUUGCAGAGCAUGUUGACCGCAUCAUCCUCUUGUGUGAUGCACACAAACUAGAAAUCUCAGAUGAGUUUUCACACACUAUAAUGGCAUUGCGAGGCAAUGAGGACAAGCUCAGAGUGGUGCUCAACAAGGCUGACAUGGUGGACUCCCAGGAGCUGAUGCGAGUUUAUGGCGCACUCAUGUGGUCACUCGGCAAGGUGUUCUGCACACCAGAGGUUCUGAGGGUCUACGUUGGCUCCUUUUGGUCCUCUCCAAUGCGCAUGACAGACAAUCGAAAACUGUUUGAGCAAGAAGAGGAAGACCUUUUUGCAGAAAUUCAGAAACUGCCACGAAAUUCUGCAGUGAGAAAACUCAAUGAUCUGGUGAAGCGAGCACGACUUGUGAGGGCCCAUGCUUAUAUCAUUAGCUCUCUAAAAGAAGAAAUGCCUUUAGUUUUCUGCAGAGAAAAGAAGAAGAGAGAUCUAAUCUAUGACCUUCCUAUCAUCUAUUCAAGAAUCCAACAGAGAUAUCAGAUUUCACCUGGAGAUUUUCCAGAUUGUGCCAAGAUGCAGGAGCGACUCAUGAGUCAUGAUUUCAAGUUCAAAGCCUUCAAGCCUAAGCUCUUAGCAGAGCUGGAUGAGCUCCUAAACACUGACACAGCCAAGCUAAUGCCUCUUCUGCACCAAGAAGAAGAAACCGCUGACCGACUUUUAGUGCAAGGAGGACCUUUUCUAGGGUCACAAAUGGGACCUUUUAUUGUGGGGAACCCAUUUAAUAACUAUGGAUCCAAUGAAGGAAAUGAUGUCUCAGAUGAAGAAUGGGUGGUAUCAAAAUAUAAACCAAAGUACGAUGAGAUCUUUUACAGCCUCUCGCCUCAUGAGGGAAAGCUGAGUGGGUCUAAAGUGAAGGGCUGGAUGAUGAGCACUCAUCUACCCAGCUCAGUUCUAGGACGAAUCUGGAAGCUCGCAGAUGUGGACCGUGAUGGCAUGUUAGAUGAUGAAGAGUUUGCUUUGGCCGGCCAUCUCAUUGAGGUAAAGUUGGAGGGCUUCGGGCUCCCUCAUGAGCUACCUGCGCAACUGGUGCCACCAUCCAAAAGACAGCACAAGAACUCUGGCACAGAGAUUAGAGACAAUAACGAUUAGUCUGCAUGUCUUAAUGUUUAUGAUAACAGUGUUUAUUCAACAUUUAAGUCAUUAAUAAUAUUAAACGAAUGUAUUCACUCCUAUAAUACCUAAAA